Molecule: messenger RNA, 411 nt
Organism: Strongylus vulgaris
Lineage: Eukaryota; Metazoa; Nematoda; Chromadorea; Rhabditida; Strongylidae
Source: the annotation of a GenBank genome assembly
AUGGCAAUAAUGCCCUUGGGUACCGGCAACGAUUUGGCAAGAUGUAUGGGUUGGGGAGGAGCGACUUCAGAUGAACCAAUGAGUCAACUCUUGCAGGCUAUCCUUCGCGAGACAGUUAUCACACACCUUGAUCGGUGGCGAAUUGAUGUGGAACCUAACGAGGCAUCUCCGUUGGAUUAUGCGGAUGAAUUAAGUGAUGCAGUACAAUCUUCACUUCCGCUGACUGUCAUGAACAACUACUUCUCGAUAGGCGCUGAUGCGCACGUAGCGCUGCAGUUUCAUCAUAGUCGAAGUGCCAAUCCUCAAAUGCUAAAUAGCCGUUUGAAAAACCGCAUCGCUUACGGAGGUCUAGGAACCAUCGAUCUUUUUAAGAGAAGUUGGAAGGAUUUGUCAGAAUUUGUCUACCUAGAG